CCCACCCCGGCACCCCUGGGGGCUGGGGAGGGGGCGGUGAGGGGGUCCUUCGCCACCCGCACGGCCUCCGGGGCUGGGACACCCAGAUUGGACCGGGCCGCGGGGACCCAACAUGAACCGCAGAGACAGCAAAAGGAAGUCGCAGCUAGAAUGCCAGGGACCAGGCAUGUCCGCGACCCUGGGGGCGGUGGGGAAGGGGCGGCUGAGGCAGAAUCGGAGACGCAUGACGUGCCCCAACCCCCGGGAGAUCACCAAGGUCAUGGCCACCAUGGUGCUGGGGCCCGUCAGCAAAGGCUGCAGUCUGGACGAGCUGCUGGAGAAAUGCAUCCUCUCCUUCGACCCGGAUGGCAGCCUGUGCUGCAGCGACAACACGGUCAACAUGGCACUGACCAUGCACAGCUGGGUCCUGCCCUCCGCCGAAUUUGCCCGCCGCCUGCUCGCCCUAUACCAGGAAGCCACUGGGGAGAAACAGGGGCAGAGACGCCUGCGGAUCUGUAAUUUAAUAAGGUACUGGGUCAACCACUUCCCGGAGGCCUUCCGCCUGGAGCCCCAGCUGGACGAGGUGGUCGGCGGCUUCUGGAACGCCGUGAGGCUCGAGGGCGACGCGGCCCAGCGCCGGCUGAUGGACUCCGCCAACCUCCUGAGCCCCGAGGACCCCCAGCAGCCCCAGCAGCUGAGCAGCCCGAGCUGCGGGAAGAAGCGCAAGGUUUCUCUGCUCUUUGACCACCUGGAGACGGGGGAACUGGCCGAGCACCUGACCUAUCUGGAGUUCAAGGCCUUCUGCGGCAUCACCGCGUCGGAGCUGCGGAGCUAUGUGCUGCAGGGCUCGGUGCGGGAAAACCCGGCGCUGGAGCGCUCCGUGGCCCUGUGCAACAGCGUGUCGCAGUGGGUGCAGGUCAUGGUGCUCAGCAGGCCCACGCCGCAGCAGCGGGCGGAGGUGCUCACCAAGUUCAUCCACGUGGCCCAGAAGCUCCGGCAGCUGCACAACUUCAACACGCUGAUGGCGGUGACGGGGGGCCUGUGCCACAGCGCCAUCUCCCGCCUCAAGGACUCGCACGCCCUGCUCAGCCCCGACAGCACCAAGACGCUCCUGGAGCUGGCAGAGCUGCUGGCAUCGGGCGGCAACUACGGGCAGUACCGCCGGGCCUUCGGCGAGUGCGGGGGGUUCAAGCUGCCCGUGUUGGGGGUCCACCUCAAAGACCUGGUGUCCCUGCACGAGGCCCUGCCCGACCGGCUGCCCGACGGGCGGCUCCACCUGCCCAAGCUGCAGGGCCUGUAUCGGAGGCUGCAGGAGCUGCAGGAGCUGCAGCGCCAGUGCCCGCCCUGCAGCGCCAACAAGGACCUGCUGCAUCUGCUCACGCUGUCUCUGGACCUGUUCUACACGGAGGACGAGAUCUACGAAUUGUCCUACGCUCGGGAGCCUCGUAACCCCAAAAGCCUGCCGCCCACCCCCUUCAAGCCUCCCCUGGUGGUGGAGUGGGCCCCCGGGGUGACCCCCAAACCGGACCGGGACACCCUCAGCCGCCACGUGGAGCAGCUGGUGGAGUCGGUUUUCAAAAACUACGACCCCGAAGGCAGAGGCUACGUGUCCCGGGACGACUUUGAGUGCAUCGCCGCCAGCUUCCCCUUCGCCUGCCACGACCUGCACCGGGCCCCGCACCGGCACGCCGGGCCUUUCAGCCGCGAAGAGCUGACCGGCUACUUCCUCAAGGCCAGCGCCAUCUGUGCCAAGCUGGGCCUGGGCUUCCUCCACGCCUUCCACGAGGUCACCUUCAAGAAGCCCACGUUCUGUGACAGCUGCAACGGCUUUCUCUGGGGUGUCAGCAAGCAGGGGUUCCGCUGCCGGGACUGCGGGCUGAGCUGCCACAGACAGUGCAAGGACCAGGUGGAGGUGGAAUGCAAGAAACAAGGCGGCAAGGGGGACGGCGGCCCAACGGGGUCCCUCACGCCGUACGCCCCCGUGGCCGGCUCCGGGUCGGAGGACGGCUUCUCCUUCCCCGCUUCGGGAGGGCCGGGCGGCGGCACGCAGACCCGGCACGCCUGGACCCAGACCGACCCGCUCCCACCCGGCUCCCCGCCACCUGAAGGCCACAGUGCCCAGCUGCUCCAACACAUGAAGGAUCUGGAGCAGGAGCGGGAGCGGCUGUUGUUGGAGAACAUGGGGCUGCGCUGCGCCAACGCCCACCUGGAGAGCGAGCGGAGUCGGCAGCGGGGUCCCGGGGAGCCGCCGCCGGCGGGCAGCCCGAACCCGGUGACGCUCAUCCUGGCCGACGUGGCAGGGGCGGGCCGAGGGGGCGGCGGACAGGAGCCGCGCCCGGGGCGGGCACGGGCGGGCACACCAGGCACGGACGCUAUAAAUUAAAUCUAUUUUUC
Molecule: messenger RNA, 2373 nt
Organism: Ornithorhynchus anatinus (platypus)
Lineage: Eukaryota; Metazoa; Chordata; Mammalia; Monotremata; Ornithorhynchidae
Gene: RASGRP4
Product: RAS guanyl releasing protein 4
Exons: 17
Coding region: 113-2362 (749 amino acids)
Biological process (GO): positive regulation of GTPase activity; Ras protein signal transduction
Cellular component (GO): plasma membrane
Molecular function (GO): calcium ion binding; guanyl-nucleotide exchange factor activity
Source: RefSeq, a predicted model, not a curated record